UAUUGUCAGUCAGAUCUGUCCGUCAGUGUAGUCAUUUAUUGUUGUCAUGUAUUUUUUUGUUUAUCUAACAAAUAAUAUAUUUAUCCAUUAGUCUUUUUAAAAAUAAUUUAUUAAAUUUACUUUACCUACUGGUUUUAUAAUUUUGAUCAGUAAAUAUAUAUUUAGAUAAAAGGACUAGUUAUUUUAAAAUUUUAAUAUUGGUAAUAGCUGUGAUAAUGAAGGACAGAAAUAGCGUUCAUUUCCUUGAUAAUUUUGACCCGGAAACUUCAGCACGCGAGAGACGCAAGUUAAAUCGCAAAAGUUAUUUUAUAAACCGUAAAAGUAAAAGCAUUUAUAAUGAAAGAGGGCAAAUUGCUGCUACAGGCAAAGAUUUGUGCGAUUGUUUAGAUGAGACUUGUCCAGGUUGUCACUUUCCAUGCCCAAAAUGCAAUUCAUUAAAAUGUGGCCAUGAAUGCAGGGUAAACAGGAAAUGGAUGUAUGAUAAAAUUGAAAUAGAAGGAAAUGAUUUUGUUAUCAAAAAUGAAUAUAAAGCUAAAUAAAUAUUAAAGAGGAAUAAUUUUACUGUAUGUAUAAAAUAGAAAUUCAUCAUAUUAUGAAAUUAUAGUAAAGAAUUGAAAUAAACAACACUUCAAUCUCACAAA
This is a messenger RNA of Galleria mellonella (greater wax moth), 641 nucleotides long. Its product is annotated as ARL14 effector protein. Gene Ontology annotation, cellular component: intracellular membrane-bounded organelle. The coding region runs from base 216 to 539 and encodes 107 amino acids. The transcript has 3 exons. NCBI's taxonomy places the organism in Eukaryota, Metazoa, Arthropoda, Insecta, Lepidoptera, Pyralidae. The record is from RefSeq and is a predicted model, not a curated record.